AUGCGGGAGCAGCCGUUGCCGAGCACGGUCUCGGCCUCCGCUUUCCGACGCAGCUGGGAAACCCGUAGGUCUACUGAAAUCCCGCCCAUCCUGGCCAAGGCAGAAACCCCAACGCGGCGGCAAGGAAUAGCCCCGCGCAAAGCGGAAAACGAAGUGCUAGCAACUAGUUUCUGCGACUUGUUGCAGGCAUUUGGUGGCGGCAUUCCUUGCACUAUGGAUUCGCCGCUGGAAGCUUCUCCAGUUGCGCGGGGGUGUGGGGUUGAAUCUGGGUCCUGUUCUGCGGAUUUCCCAGUGGAAGGCUGGCGGCUUGUCGCGGGUGGGGGGAACCGCCCUGGAGAAGUGGCUAAAUGA
Trypanosoma grayi is the source of this 351-nucleotide messenger RNA. RefSeq lists its product as hypothetical. The transcript has a single exon. NCBI's taxonomy places the organism in Eukaryota, Euglenozoa, Kinetoplastea, Trypanosomatida, Trypanosomatidae. The record is from RefSeq and is a predicted model, not a curated record. The coding region runs from base 1 to 351 and encodes 116 amino acids.